AUUCCAUUUACUCCUUAACAGCGACAGAGAGGCGUGAACCCUAAAUAAAUAAAUAAUAUUAUUCUAUCAACUCUCAUAAUAAUCAGUUUCCUUCAUCAUUCACAAUGCCUCUCAAUCCAGUUUCAUUAUCCUCUUAAACAUUCCAAUCUUCUACAAGAUUUGACGGUUUGAACGUGUUUUUGAGGAAAUCGAGUGGUUGAUUUAGGAAUAAUGCCUGCAAAUCAUGAAGAUGAAGAGCGAAAUAGUGAAGAUGGAGUGAGGAUUGUUGCUCAAGCGACUGGUUAUACGCAACCUUGGUGGCAUAGGAUUAAAGAUGGUGUGGUUUCGUCUUUUGGUGAAUCGAAUGGUGUUGGUGGCGAUACGGAUUCGUCUACGGCUCCACAGUCUGGAUCAAAAACGAUUAAUGGCCAAGAUCAGCAUCAAGCUAAACAAGUUGAAACAAACUCACCAAUGGAACUCGUGGGCCACUCAGUAGUUUUGGCAUCUUAUCCAUAUCAGGAACCACCGUAUGCAGGAAUGAUGAAUUACGGAACUCCGGCAUGCCAGCUGGCACACCCGCAAUAUUAUGGGAUGCAUCAAACUAGAAUGGCGCUGCCUCUUCAAAUGGAAGAGGAGCCAGUUUAUGUGAAUGCAAAACAGUAUCACGGGAUUCUAAGGCGAAGACAGUCGAGAGCUAAAGCAGAACUCGAAAAGAAAGUGAUUAAAUCCAGAAAGCCGUAUCUUCAUGAAUCGCGACACCAACACGCUAUUAAAAGGGCUCGUGGCUGUGGAGGUCGCUUCCUCAAUACGAAAAAGCUCAAUAGUGAUGCAACCACAGAUUCUUCACAACAAAAGGAGUCAAAAUGUGGUCAACACUCAUCAUUGCAAUCAGAUUCAGAUCAUUUGUCUACAAAUUACCCUGGAAAUUCUUCAAUAUAUGAAGAUAUGCUCAAAAGAAACGGUUCCUCAAAUGGAAACAACAACGAUCACCACAUUUUGUCAUCAACAUGCAACUUUGAUUUGAUGGAUAGGGAAGGAGUGAAUUACUUCAAGGAAAAGGGGAAUAUGGUGAAUCAAUUCCCGUAAAGGGGCCCAUAUGACAAAUGUGAAAAGGGAUGCAACAGGCAUUCUUUUUGCUACUAAUGUUGGUAUUAUCUGGCAAAUCAUUCUUGGCUUUGGUUACUUGUGUUCUUCUGGGGUAGGGAUAUGAAAGGCUGGGGUGGUGAUCAUUCACACCCUUUUGUGCAUUGUGUAGUUGUAUCAUGUAAGAGAAGAGUAGUUGUACAUUUUGGAAUCUAAAAAACUCGAUGUCAUGCUUGAAAGCUGACGGUAUCGUCUCAUGGGACAGGAUGACCUUAUAACUAUGUUUGGAAAUGGUGUUUCACCUUCAUUUGAACAACUUAUCUCAAGACCAAUUUGUAUAUGCUAAGUUGGAUUGAAUUUAACAUGCAUCGUGUUGUUACUUUUGUC
Molecule: messenger RNA, 1449 nt
Organism: Helianthus annuus (common sunflower)
Lineage: Eukaryota; Viridiplantae; Streptophyta; Magnoliopsida; Asterales; Asteraceae
Product: nuclear transcription factor Y subunit A-1
Exons: 7
Coding region: 211-1065 (284 amino acids)
Biological process (GO): regulation of transcription by RNA polymerase II
Cellular component (GO): CCAAT-binding factor complex
Molecular function (GO): DNA-binding transcription factor activity, RNA polymerase II-specific; RNA polymerase II cis-regulatory region sequence-specific DNA binding
Source: RefSeq, a predicted model, not a curated record